Messenger RNA from Chenopodium quinoa (quinoa), 2078 nucleotides. RefSeq lists its product as uncharacterized. The record is from RefSeq and is a predicted model, not a curated record. Gene Ontology annotation, biological process: DNA alkylation repair; regulation of DNA-templated transcription. Bases 112 to 1629 code for a protein of 505 amino acids. Gene Ontology annotation, molecular function: RNA binding. Gene Ontology annotation, cellular component: nucleus. The transcript has 13 exons. Lineage: Eukaryota; Viridiplantae; Streptophyta; Magnoliopsida; Caryophyllales; Amaranthaceae.
AAAAAAAAGGUCAAAAUCCAAGAGAAAACCUAAAGAUGGCAGCAAUCUAAAGAUAUUUCUAAAUUCUAAUCAUUUGUCUGCUAAACCUUUUUAUAUUACUCAAACUAUCAAAUGGUAGUUGCCAGUGCCAGAGCUUUCUUCUUCAGAAUUCCUCGACCUUCGCAAUUUACAAAUUCGUAUUCGUUUCUUUAUAUACCACAGCGAUUACAGGGAUACCAUUGUUAUCAUGGCUUAAGCAAUUUCAGCAAAGAAAGUGCGUCAAAGGGAAUUCAUUGUUUCAAGGGUUGGAACAAUAAGAUGAAAGCAGUAUAUCCUGUUUGGAGGCCAAUCAGUACUCAAUCCACUUCGAAUGAUGGGGUAGCAGCAGAUGAUUCAACAGUCUCUUCAUCUCUGCAAGCUAAUAAUGAGGUUGGUGUAGCUGAAGGUGUCCAGGCUAGCCAUGGUACUGUCAUGCAGAAUAGCUUUGAAGUCACUGAUGCAGAAAAAGUAUCAACUGAAAGCAAGGAAAAAAUUGCUGUUUCUGUAGAGGUAGGUGCUUCUGUCAUGCGUUUCAUUGGAUAUAAAGAUAAAUCUUUGCGGGAAAGCAUUGAGAAGGAAAUGGGGGUCAAGUUAAUAUUUCCAUCAUCAAAGUUGGAGGAUUCUAUUGGUGAUUCCAUGGAUGCAAUUACCAAAGCUUCAGAAAAAAUCCAGGCUAUAAUUGACAAGGCUGUUAAUUCUUCAGCUUUGACCUUCUCCCACUUGAUCUCGCUUCCAUUAGCCAUACACAAUGAACUGGUUGAUAAACUCAACAGAUUUCAGUCCACUGUACUGGCAUAUAGUGAUUCUAAAGAUGCAGAUGGGACUAUGGAUGUUGAUUCAAGUGAUGAGGCUUCUGAAGAUGGAGAAAAAAAUGUAAAACCUGUAAAUGCAGAUGUUGCUGCCAAUCUUAAAGUUGACGACACUCAUAAUGUUAAAAGGGAUACAAAGGACAUACCUCUUGUAAGCUAUGCACCUAAAACAUCUGGAUUGGGGAUUGAUAAAUCUAUAUUUAUCAAACCAAAAAGAUUUCACUUAACUGUAGUAAUGCUGAAGUUAUGGAAUAAGGGACGUGUCAAUGCAGCUAAAGAGGUUUUGCAGAGCAUCUCCUCUGAACUAAUUGAGGUUUUGGACAAUCGACCUUUAUUUAUUAGACUUAAAGGGCUGGAUUGCUUGAGAGGAUCUCGAAACAAAGCUCAAGUUCUUUAUGCUCCCGUUGAAGAAAUUGGUAAUGAGGGGCGACUUCAUCGUGCAUGUCAACUCAUCAUUGAUGCCUAUGUCAAAGCUGGACUAGUACUUGAGAAAGAUGCUAAGCAAAAGUUAAAGCUGCAUGCUACUGUGAUGAAUACAACACAAAGGAAAGGAGUAAACAAGAGGAAACAUAGAAGAGGGAAAGACUCUUUUGAUGCCACACCCAUUUUCGAGCAAUUUGGGUCUGAAGCAUGGGGUGAUUAUCACAUCCGUGAAGCUCAUCUUUCACAAAGAUUCUUGUAUGAUGAUAAUGAUUACUACCACUGCUGCGCUUCCAUACCCUUUCCUGAGAUCACAGAAGUUCCUGCUAGCAGUGCCACUCCGGCUGAGUCUGUAGAAGAGUCCAUAGCCGAGAGCGUGUAAUCUUCUUGUAUGGAGUACAAUACCCUUGUUUUUCUGUCAGUUCCAGUUUGUACUGAUAGCCUUUCGCAUGCCUAGAGGACAAGGAACAACCAAAGUCAAUUUUCAAGCUCAAUGUUUGACAAUGCAUGGUUUUCAAUGUUUUAUUAAUUUUUUUGUUAGAAUAGUCUUUAGUGAUGUAAGAAAUUAAAAAUAAUGUUUGUUGAGUGCAUCUAAAAAAAAAUGAAAAAAAAAAUUUGUUUGUAGGGUUGGUUGGCAAAUGACUUGGCCUUAUAUGAAGUCUUUUAGUCAAAAUUUUUGCUGGCUUUUAGUUUGUUACUCCGUAAUGUUGUUUUAAUGAUUUAAAGAAUUUGGUCGGCAAAAACUUUGGAGCAGAUUUCUAGCUUUCUGCUGUUGACUGAAAAAAAGGGGCAAAUACAGAAAUAAAAUCUGGUCAUCUUUUACAGUAUUUA